Mytilus californianus (California mussel) is the source of this 756-nucleotide messenger RNA. RefSeq names its product actin, cytoskeletal 4-like. The record is from RefSeq and is a predicted model, not a curated record. The transcript has 5 exons. The coding region runs from base 1 to 756 and encodes 251 amino acids. NCBI's taxonomy places the organism in Eukaryota, Metazoa, Mollusca, Bivalvia, Mytilida, Mytilidae.
AUGGUCAAAGCAGGUUUUUCUGGAGAUGAUGCACCUACAGCAGUUUUUCCCGCCAUAACUGGUCGUCCUAGAUAUCAGCUACCACAAGCCAUCAAACGUCUUGAUCUCGAAGGGCGAGAUUUAACCGCCUAUUUACAACGUAUCCUCCACGCGAGAGGUUAUAACUUUGUCACAACAGCUGAUAAUGAAAUUGUCAGAGACAUCAAAGAAAAGCUUGGUUUUACGGCUCUUAAUUUCGUACAGGAACUUAAAGCAUCACCCAAAUCAUCCUAUUUAGAGAAAUUCUAUGCAUUACCGGAUGGGACUAUGAUUAGCGUUGGUAACAAGCGUUUCCAGUGUCCAGAAUUAAUGUUCAAGCCAUCAUUAAUAGAUAUGGAAUCUUGUGAUGUCCAUGAAAUGGUUUAUAACUCUAUAAUGAUGUCUGAAAUUGACAACAGAAGAGAUUUGUACAACAACAUCGUCCUGUCCGUAGGGUCUACAAUGUUUCCUGGUUUUGUAGAUCGUAUGAGGAAGGAACUGGAUGCCAUAGUUCCAAGUACUGUGAAAAUAAAAGUUAUCGCACAACCAGAAAGAAAGUAUUCCGUGUGGAUUAGAGGUUCCAUACUUGGUUCAUUAUCAACAUUCCAACAAAUGUGGAUAUCGAAGACGGAGUAUGAUGAAUAUGCACCAAAAAUGCUUUUAAAUCAUAUUGCAUGUUUUAUUGACAAUCAAUUCGACAUUCAAUCCUUGUCUUACAUAAUACUUUAUCAUGGAUAA